Molecule: messenger RNA, 698 nt
Organism: Olea europaea var. sylvestris
Lineage: Eukaryota; Viridiplantae; Streptophyta; Magnoliopsida; Lamiales; Oleaceae
Product: zinc finger MYM-type protein 1-like
Exons: 2
Coding region: 69-647 (192 amino acids)
Source: RefSeq, a predicted model, not a curated record
AUGAGCUUGGAGAAAAUUGCUUUUGUAUUCUUGUUGAUGAAGCACAAGAUGAAUCUAAAAGAGAACAAAUGGCCAUUAUCUUGCGAUUUGUGAACAAUGAUGGUGUUAUAAUAGAACGUUUCUUUGCAAUCAAAAGCGUUAGUGAUACUACAUCAUCGAAUCUAAAAAAUGAGAUAUGUGAUGUUCUUGUUCGUCACGACCUUCAGGUUAAAAAAAUUAGAGGGCAAGAAUAUGAUGGUGCUAGCAAUAUGCGUGGUACUUGGAACGGACUUCAAGCGUUAUUUCUUAAAGAAUGUCCAUAUGCUUACUAUAUCCACUGUUUUGCUCAUCGACUACAACUGACAUUGGUUUCUGCAGCCAAGGAUGUGAUUUGUAUUUGGAAAUUUUUUUCUCAUUUGGACAAUAUUGUUAAUAUUAUUACUUCUUCUCCUAAGCGCAUUAAUGCGUUACAAACUGCUCAAAGAAGGGAGCUUGAGGAUAUGUUGGCUAGUGGAGAACGACAAUCUGGAAGUGGGAUCAAUCAAAUUGGUAAUUUGCAAAAAUCAGGCUCUACUCGUUGGAGUUCACAUUAUGAAUCGGUAAAGAGUUUGAUAGAUAUGUACGCUGCAACUUGCAAGCGACUACUGAACGAGCUUUUUCAGCAAUGAAACAUGUGAAAACAGCAAUUCGUAACAGAAUGGAAGAUGAGUUUCUUGCUG